AUGGGCGAGGCUAUUGUAGCUGAUUUGGCUGGCGGAUUGCUGGGCAAGCUUGUUUCACUUGCAGCAGAGGAAGUCGUCCAGGCCUGGAAUUUUCAUGAAGAUCUCGACACACUCCACCAGCGCAUGGAAUCAGUCGGGGCUCUCUUGUACGAUGCUCAUACCAAGAAUUUAAUCAUGUCUACUGCCAAAAACUGGUUUGACAAACUUGAAGCUGUUGCGAAUGUUGCUAAUGUAUUUAUGGAUGAACUUGCAUAUGAAGUCACUCGAAGAAAAGCGGAGAAUCGCCAUAAGUCACUUGACUUCUUCAUUCCUACCAAAAAUACCCUACUAUAUCGUCUCAAGGUAGCUCAUAAAAUCAAGUCCAUUCAAGCUUCCUUUGAUGAAAUUUUCAAAUCGGCAGUAGAUCUCGGACUACAGCCUGUAGCAUAUUUAAGGUCAACGGUGCAAGAUAGAGACAUCCGCAGCACCCCUUCAUAUGAAGACAAGUCAAUAAUAGUUGGACGAGAUGAAGAUGUAUCGUACCUAGUUCAAACAGUGUGCAAAAAACAUGAAGAGGAUUUAGAAGUCAUUGUUGUAGCGGGAAUGGGAGGUCAAGGCAAGACAACUCUUGCUCGUAUGGUUUUCAAUAGUGAUAAUGUCAUUACCAUGUUCCCGGAUCAGAGGAUGUGGAUUACUGUAUCAGAUGACUUUGACUUCAUUAAGAUUUUGAAUCAGAUGGUAGAAUCACUUACUUUAACCAACUUGGGGUUGACAAAUCCACAAGCACUUACCCGUAAACUUCAGGAGAGUCUAAAGGGAAAAAAGUUUCUGCUCAUACUUGAUGAUGUCUGGAAUGAAGAAUCGGUGAAGUGGGAUAACCUGACAAAUUCUUUGCUUGAAAUUGGUGGUGACAAAGGAAGCUGUAUUCUGGUUACCACCCGUAAACAAGAGGUCAUUAUUGCCAUGAGAAGUUGUGUGUCUUAUUGGCUGGAAAAAUUAACAGAGGAUGAAAGUUAUGAACUGUUCAAGAAAAUAGCAUUUUCAGAUGGAGGAGUUUUAGAGACCGAGGCAUUUGCGACCAUCGGGAGAAGCAUGGUGAAAAGGUGUGGUGGCCUACCUCUGGCAAUAAAGGCAUUGGCGGGGUUAUUAUACUCGAAGAAGUCUGAGCAAGAAUGGUUGGAGAUCCAAUGCAGUGAAACAUGGGAAUCAAAAAGUGUAUUGCCUUCCUUGAAGUUAUCAUAUGAUAAUUUACCUUCUUUGUCAUUGAAACAAUGUUUUGCAUAUUGCUCUAUUAUGCCAAAGAAUUCAUUCAUCUAUAAGGAUGAACUGAUACAGAUAUGGUUGGCAUUAGGGUUCCUCCUGCCCCCAAGAAGAAGUAUUGCACUGACGGAAGAUAUUGGCAGCAAAUACUUCAAAAUUCUGUUGGGAAAUUCUUUGUUACAAGACGAAGAAAAGGAUGAAUGUGGGAACAUCAUCAGAUGCAAGAUGCAUGAUCUAGUGCAUGAUCUUGCACUAGAAGUAUCUAAACAUCACUCGGUAUCUGUGAAGGCAGGUGAAGAGCUGAGUCAUGAUUGCAAGGCUGUAUACAUGAGGCUUGAUAACGGGGUUUCAACAAUCAAACCAACAAUUCUGAAGAGAGCCUUUGAGAGAGUACAAGUAUUAUAUGCAGGGGCAGAUAUCCUUCUUCAUGUGUUACCUUAUCUCACACACCUGACUGUUCUGGUGUUAAAUGCGGAUGAUAAUCAGGUUGCCCAGGAGUUGCCAUUUUCACUACGCAAGAUGAAAUAUCUUAAACAUCUCGAUAUUUCUCACUACAAAUUGCCUACUGACAUCACAGAACUGUACAACUUGCAGACACUGAGAGUUGGAGACCUAGAUGAGAUUCCAAAAAGGUUUAGCAACUUGAUUAAUCUGAGACAUUUGUACAUUCGUAACAACUAUGGUAAAAAAUGCAUGUUUAAUGGGAUAGAAAGGUUGAUUAGUCUGCAAACACUUCCUUACUUUGUUGUGAGUAAAAAUCAAAAUUGUCUCGUUGGACAACUGGGAGGGUUGAAACAUCUUAGUGGUGAGAUUAGACUCUAUGGCCUUUACGAGGUGGCAAAUAUCGAAGAAGCAAGAAAAGCAAAGCUUUGUGAGAAGUCCAGUAUUCAGUGUUUACAGUUGAACUGGAGGAAUACUGAAUUUGGUCACGAAGACAGUCAGCACAAUGAUGAGGAUGGGAGCAAUGAAGACGAAAUGGAAGACAAAGAAUACAACGACCAGGAUGUGAUGGAAGGAUUGGAACCUCACCCAAAUCUGAAAACAUUGAUGAUUGUCGGUUUUAGAGGAAAGAAGUUUGCAUCUUGGAUUACAGUGAUGCUGAACUUGGUGAAACUCACAUUGAGAAAUUGCAACCGAUGUGAAGUACUUCCACCACUUAGUCACCUUCCCAAAUUGAGGGAGAUAGUGAUUGAAGGGAUGAGAAAUCUUAGGGUUGUGGGAGAUGUUUUCUGUGGUGGCCAAAGUGUAUUUCCUCAACUUGAGAGGUUGAAUAUAGAGAAUUGUCCAAGGUUGAGAAAGAUACUGCCUAGUUGCACAGGGGUUAGUUCUCAGAGUGAAUUUCCUAAACUUGAGAUUUUGAAAAUUACAAAUUGCCCAAGGUUGAGAACGAUCCCGAAAAGUUAUUUUCCGUCCUUAAAGAAUUUGGUUAUUACUGAUUUGGAGAGUGAUAUGAUGUUGGGAACUAUGAGCAGAUAUGUUAGCUCAUUAACCUCUCUAUCGCUUUUGAGGAUCGGUGAUUGA
Molecule: messenger RNA, 2760 nt
Organism: Daucus carota subsp. sativus
Lineage: Eukaryota; Viridiplantae; Streptophyta; Magnoliopsida; Apiales; Apiaceae
Product: putative disease resistance protein RGA3
Exons: 1
Coding region: 1-2760 (919 amino acids)
Biological process (GO): defense response to other organism
Molecular function (GO): ADP binding
Source: RefSeq, a predicted model, not a curated record